This is a messenger RNA of Prunus armeniaca (apricot), 1248 nucleotides long. The record is from the annotation of a GenBank genome assembly. Lineage: Eukaryota; Viridiplantae; Streptophyta; Magnoliopsida; Rosales; Rosaceae.
AUGGAAGAAUAUAGGAGAUGCUUGGAGAGGCAUAAGCAAGAAAGAAAGGAGAGAAACCGUAGAGCCGAUGAAAUCAAUGAAUUGCAGAGACAAGUCGAUGAACAAGUUCUCAUAGCAGUGGCAAUGGAAGAGGAAGAGAAUCAAGGUCGCCGCCGUGGUUCACAAGUCGGCCGUCGCCGGAAUGUAGAUAGACAUAGGCAUUCUUGGGGCGAUUUAGAAUGCAAUUUGUUCAAUAAAGUCAUGCAUGAUAUUUGCAAUUAUGAUGCAUACUUUGUUCAAAAGUGUGAUGCUGCUGGGGUUUUGGGGCUUCUUCCGGAGCAAAAGCUUACAGCUGUUAUACGAAUAUUGGCGUAUGGAGCAUCUGCUGAUCAGGUGGAUGAGGUUGCCCGAAUGGGGAAGUCCACUACGUUGGAGGCUUUGGUAAGAUUUUGUGAUGCAGUUGAAAAUCUGUACACUAGGGACUACCUGCGUAGACCUACUCCCAGGGACCUCCAACGGCUUCUACAAAAAGCCGAAGCUCGAGGAUUUCCAGGAAUGAUUGGUGAUUACGGAAAUAGAAAAGGCCAAAAAAGUAUCAUCCUGGAAGCCGUUGUUGGCUUCGACACAUGGGUUUGGCAUGCCUUCUUCAGAGUUGCCGGAGCCCAAAAUGACCUCAACGUCUUGGGUCAAUCUCCGGUCUUCAACGAUGUUUUGAGAAGCCAAGGCCCCAAUAUUACCUAUCAAGUCAACAAUACAGUCUACCAGAUGGGGUAUUAUCUAGCUGACGGUAUCUACCCAAGGUGGACCACAUUUGUCAAAUCCAUUCCGAAUCCCCGAUCCCAUAAGCAAAAAUUAUUUGCUACUUAUCAAGAAGGAUACAGGAAAGAUGUCGAAAGGUGUUUUGGCAUCCUUCAAGCUCGGUGGUUGAUUAUUCGAGGUGCGGCCCGUAUGUUUGAUGAGGAGAUCCUCCGAAGCAUUAUGAUGACUUGCAUCAUCCUCCAUAAUAUGAUUGUGGAUGAUGAGUACGAUUAUGAUGCUGGAGAGGUCUACGAACCGGAUCCAAUGAACACAGCCUUGAGCCGGAUUUAUGAAAGGCCCAUGGGGCCAAAUGGAGAACUGUUUGAGCCAGAGCCGUUGGUGAGGGACGAUUGUUUCAUGACUCGGAUGAUAGAUCGAUAUACAGAGAUGCAAUCUUCGUAUAUUCAUGAAAGGCGUCAACUUGACUUGAUGGAGCAUCUAUGGGCGGUGAGAGGGAAUGAAGAUGAAUGA